Messenger RNA from Culex pipiens pallens (northern house mosquito), 1040 nucleotides. RefSeq lists its product as uncharacterized. The record is from RefSeq and is a predicted model, not a curated record. Bases 3 to 449 code for a protein of 148 amino acids. The transcript has 2 exons. Lineage: Eukaryota; Metazoa; Arthropoda; Insecta; Diptera; Culicidae.
CGAUGGCUUCGGCGAGAGCUGUGGCACACAAACAAGAUGAUCUGGGACUAGGUAUCCCGGACAGCACUGCGAGACUGUGUGCGGCGCAACCAGUGAUCGUCGUUGAGCAACUGGCAGAGCAUAUCGGUGCGCAGAAGCCGACGACUGGAAACGUCAGGAAGACGACGAACCUGGAUGCAACCAAGCGCAACGCGAUGGACAACAAGUACGAGUGGGCAAAAAAGCAGAUAAACCAGGUGGAGCACUGGUCGAUUGGCAAUCGGCCGCAGCAGGUAGACUUGGAGACCGGAAACUGGAGGUGCGUAGCUGAAAAGAAAACGGUGAACGCAGCGGUGAUAGAGAUUUUUGGUAAAUCCGACGCGCCGAACGGCCCGACGGAUGUUACGGGCUGGGGUGUUACGACCGCUGAGACGGGCGCACUGCCAGACGGUGGAGGACCGACGGUGUAAUCGACCGAUGCCACUGGGAACUGUCAACGCGCGCAAAGGAGAAACGGAGAGGAGAAAAGUGCGUGUGUGACGCACAGGAGAGGCGCGUUUUUUAGGAAGUCACCAUUUUACCAAAACAAAGUGUGAACCUUGCGCGAAGUUAGUUUUCGGAGUUUGCGAGAGAAAAAGUGGGGUAAAGCUGUGGAAGUUUAAUUUUAUUGAAAUUAAAACACGAGCACACCUGUAAGUAGAAGAAAAGAUAAAGUUAGUGCGAAUUUCGAAGACUGAAACAUUUAAUACUUACCAGCAGCGAAGGAAGCAACAGAAACUGCACCGUCGUCGCCUACCGUCACUGAACGCUACAUUGUACAGUGUCGGUAGUUUGAAGUGGAACGAAGGAGAAGAUAAGGAAGAGGAAGAAGUGUAGGAGAGAUAGAGGAAAUCGUUGGAAAGGAAGACUAAUUUAGUAAGUGAAAUUCAAACAAACAUGUACACAAAUAACUAAAUAAAAACUUACCUUUUUAGUUUUGUAGCUGUCGAAACGACUGCUGACAGAAAGUUAGUUUUUUACUGACAAUCACCCGAACAACAGUACUUGCUUUAAUGAAAAUU